Molecule: messenger RNA, 1560 nt
Organism: Ascoidea rubescens DSM 1968
Lineage: Eukaryota; Fungi; Ascomycota; Saccharomycetes; Ascoideales; Ascoideaceae
Gene: THI6
Product: bifunctional hydroxyethylthiazole kinase/thiamine-phosphate diphosphorylase
Exons: 1
Biological process (GO): thiamine biosynthetic process
Cellular component (GO): cytoplasm
Molecular function (GO): ATP binding; thiamine-phosphate diphosphorylase activity; hydroxyethylthiazole kinase activity
Source: RefSeq, a predicted model, not a curated record
GACUAUACUCUAUAUUUGGUUACUGACAGUGGGCUUAUUCCAGAGGGGUUGACAAUUUACGAUCAAGUUGAAGCAGCGUUGAGAAAUGGAGUCACGAUUGUCCAGUUAAGAGAGAAAACAUUAGAAACUAAGGAUUUCAUUGAAAGAGCCAAUAAGAUCCAUGAGUUAACUCUGAAAUAUAAGGUCCCUUUAAUUAUCAAUGAUAGAGUGGAUGUGCUUCUAGCAUGUGGUGCAGAGGGAUUACACAUUGGGCAAGAUGAUAUGGAUCCUAUUGUAGCUAGGAAAUUGAUAGGGGAUGAUAAGAUUUUGGGGUUGAGUUGUAGUAAAGAAACAGAAAUUGAAAGGGUUAUUGACAAUUUGGAAGAAUGCAAGAUUGAUUAUAUUGGGAUUGGAGCAGUUUUUCAAACAAAUACCAAAAAAUUGAAAAAAAUUCCAUUUGGAAACAAAGGAAUUAGGAGGUUGUUAUUAAAAUUGAGAGACUAUAAAAAUGGGAUUGGCAAGGAUAUCAAGUCAGUUAUAAUUGGAGGGUUAAAUAAAAGUAAUAUCCAAGGAGUGUUAUACACAAGUUCAGUCCCAGGGAAAGCCACUGAUGGUGUUGCAGUUGUUUCAUGUAUUAUGGGAGAGAAGGAUGCUGGAAAAGCAACAACUGAUACACUAGAUUCAAUCCAAAAAGCUGGACCAUGGUACAAAAAUAUUGAUAAUGGUGAGAAUAACAGCGAUUUUAAAUUGGUUCCAACAGACAAAUCAAUUUUAAACGUUCAAAGAUUAAAUCCGUUGGUUCACCAUAUUACCAAUGAAGUUGUUACAAACUUUUCAGCCAAUGUUACAAUUGCAAUUGGGGGGUCGCCUAUAAUGUCCCAACUUGCUGGAGACUUUAAGGACUUGAAAAAAAUACCCAAUGCUGGUUUCUUAUUAAAUGCAGGCACUAUUACUGAAAUUACGAUUCCAAUUCAAAUUGCAGCAAUUAAAGAGUACAAUUCGUAUGGAGUUCCAGUAAUUUUAGAUCCUGUUGGAUGUGGUGCAACAGCAGCAAGAAAGGAGUAUAUGAAAAAACUAUUAAAUUCCGGGCAUUACUUUUCGGUUAUCAAAGGGAACUCAGGAGAGAUUUUAACAGCGUCAGAUAUCGGGCUUGGAGUUGAAAUGAAAGGAUGUGAUGCUAUUGAAAAUGAAGAUAAUAAAGAAAAUUUGAUCAAAGCAGCUAAAAAAUUGGCUUUGGAACAAAGGUGUGUUGUUGUUGUGAGUGGUAAGGAAGAUAUUAUCGUUGAUGGGGUGAUGGAAGGCAGAGACAUAAACUUAGCAGAAUAUAACCCAAACACACUCAUUCAACGAGCUGUGAAAAUCGUUGGUGGUCAUGAACUAAUGGGCAAAAUUACAGGCUCUGGAUGCUCAUUGGGAAGUACCAUAACAACUUUUGUUGCUGCCAGGCAAGCACUGGACACAUUUUCCAGUGUUGUAAAUGCAGUCAGGUUGUACAACGAGGCUGGCUACAGAGCAGGCAUUGUUUCAAAGGGCCCAGGAUCGUUUAUGAGCAAUUUUAUAGACGAGUUGUAUCUUCUCAGC